UGCGGAAGAGAGUGUAUCACGACUGCGUUCCUCCUCUAGCCUUCCGUCCGAUGCGGGCUCCCGGCAGCGAUAAGAUUGGAGACUCGCAAGGCCGGCAGUACUUUGUGCUUCUCACUUGGUAGCGACCUCACUUGCGGACAGCGACAUUCAUCGAAGCCGAGCACCUGCCUGAACCGUCACCAUGAAGUGCAGCUGCUCGAGGGUCGAGAUGGCACUCUAUUUUUUACUGGUGACUGUGCUGUGUGCGGCGCAGCUGUCCCUUGCGCAGCACCAAAGGAAGGUUGGAGGCCUCAGUCGUCCGGGAGUGGUGUUUCCAAGCCGUGGUGAGGCAUGGCCCCGGCCGAUGAACCAGACGACCGGCUCCAACCUGAUCCUUCUCGACCCAAGCACCUUCGCCUUCGUGUUUGUCGGACCCCCUGGCGGCUGUGACGUAGCCGACAGGGCGCUUAAGCGAUACCGCGACCAGCUUCUCUUCAAUGGCUGCGCGCGGUCGGGAGUUGCGGCUGGCAACCUGCGAAGAGCACCCCCACGCCGCCCUGUCGGUGGUGUGCCGGUAGCCAGCAUCAGCUCGCUGCUUGUCCACCUUCGCGGGCAAUGUGAGCACACGCCGCAGCACGACAUGGAUGAAGCUUACACUCUGCAGUUGACGGCCCAGUCACAACCUUCCCUGUCCGCAAAUUCCGUGUGGGGCCUGCUCCGGGGCCUGGAGACGUUCAGCCAGAUCGUGUACCCCUACGACGGCACUCAGUUCGCGGUCAACGAGACUGUCAUCUACGACGCCCCAAGAUUCCAGCACCGCGGCCUCCUCAUCGACACUUCCAGACACUUCCUCCCGCUCAAGUCAAUCAUCGAGACACUGGACGCCAUGGCCUACAACAAGAUGAAUGUAUUGCACUGGCACGUCACAGACGACCAGUCUUUUCCGUUCGUCAGCAGAACGUUCCCUUCCUUGAGUGAAAAGGGUGCCUUUGACCCCGAGACGCACGUGUACAAGCCCACUGACGUGCAGUACGUUAUUGACGAGGCUGCUGCCAGGGGCAUCCGGGUUAUGGCCGAAUUCGACACGCCCGGCCACACGCUUUCCUGGGGGGAGGCAUACCCCGAGCUGCUGACCACGUGCUAUGAUGGCCGCGUGCCAAAUGGCCGGCUAGGGCCCGUUGACCCGACGCGCAACGAGACGUACCGCUUCCUUGGCCAUUUCUUCGCUGAGGUGGCGCACGUGUUCCCGGACCAGUACCUGCACCUUGGAGGGGACGAGGUCGGCUUCCUAUGCUGGAUGUCUAAUCCUAACGUGACUAGCUUCAUGCGAAAGAUGGGAUUUCCUGGGCGUUUUGACAAGCUCGAGGAGUUCUACAUACAGAGAUUGCUUGAGAUCGUUCAGACCCUGCGCAAGAGUUACAUGGUUUGGCAAGAAGUGUUCGACAACAAAGUUCAGAUCGCCCCAGACACCGUGGUGCAUGUGUGGAAGAAUCCGCCGGAGCACGAAUUGGCUUCGGUAACGUCUGCGGGCUACAAAGCACUGCUGUCUUCCUGCUGGUACCUCGACCACAUAUCGUACGGCAGUGACUGGAAGAAGUACUACGCCUGUGACCCACAGCAGUUCCCCGGUACCCCAGAACAAAAGUCGCUGGUGCUUGGCGGUGAAGCCUGCGUGUGGGGCGAGUUCGUAGAUGGCACUAACCUCAUCAGCAGGACAUGGCCACGUGCAUCGGCGGCCGCCGAGCGGCUAUGGAGUCCAGCCACUGUGAAGAGUGCCAGGGAUGCCGCCCCUAGGCUAGAAGAGCAUCGCUGCAGAAUGACGAGGCGUGGCCUUGCAGUCGAACCUCAGAAUGGCCCUGGAUUCUGCGAGUGCGACAUAGCUAUCUGAGCUCUGCAGCUGCCACCGCCAAGUCCGUCAGACACGGCACACUGUCACAAGCCUCAGAAAUCAAUCAACAAGACGACGCACAAGAAUGUGAUCGCUUCAGGGACAAUAAACACAGUGUUACAAUCGCCAACACAAAGCAGCUUAGUGUAAAGGAAAAUGAAAGUGAGAAAAAAAU
Messenger RNA from Dermacentor silvarum, 2042 nucleotides. RefSeq names its product beta-hexosaminidase subunit alpha. NCBI's taxonomy places the organism in Eukaryota, Metazoa, Arthropoda, Arachnida, Ixodida, Ixodidae. The transcript has 14 exons. Gene Ontology annotation, molecular function: beta-N-acetylhexosaminidase activity. The record is from RefSeq and is a predicted model, not a curated record. Gene Ontology annotation, biological process: glycosaminoglycan metabolic process; ganglioside catabolic process; carbohydrate metabolic process. Gene Ontology annotation, cellular component: membrane. Bases 182 to 1867 code for a protein of 561 amino acids.